AUGAGGCGCAGGGGCUAUUUGGAGAUUAUGAUUCUUCCAGUUGCGUCACAGAGAUUUGAGGAGGCAAUGCAAAUGGGAUCUGAAACAUAUCAUCAUUUGAAGGCUGUUAUUGCAAAGGAAUAUGGUGCACAUGGAUGUUCAAAGUAUGGCUUAGAUUUCAAAUAUCCGCGAAGGUCGGGACAAAACUUUAAAUCAGGAGAAGAUAUGAUUGAGAUUUAUAAGGAACUAUGUAGAGACUAUCCUAUUGUGUCUAUAGAGGAUCCAUUUGACAAGGAGGAUUGGGAACAAGUGAAGUAUUUUUCAGGGCUUGGAAUUUUCCAGGUGAACCAAAUUGGGAGUGUGACAGAAGCCAUUGAAGUUGUGAAGAUGGCAAAAGAUGGUAAUUGGGGUGUGAUAAAAGCUUUAUCAGGCGCACCUUGUAGAGGUGAGCGCUUAGCCAAGUACAAUCAGCUUAAUCGGAAGUCUUCAUUAUUUGAACCUUAUCGAUUUGUUUUGACUAUUUGCAAGGAUUUAAUGAUCUCGAGCCUGACGAAUUCAUGGAAAUUACUAAGAUCUUGAAUAAGUACAAAUCAGAUCUUGCAAGACCUUUCGAUGAAGCAAUCACCUUUUUGAACAAACACAACUCAAAUGAUUGAAAGGUCAGGAGUUUGUGUUGCAUCUGAUAUAUGGAGUGUUGGUUGCAUUGUAGUCAAGCUACUUACUUGUGUGCCUCCUUACUAUGAUCUUCAACUCAUGUCAACUCUCUUUAGGAUCGUUUAGAUUUGGAAGAAUGCGUGGAAAAUAUUGAAAAUGUGAAAAGUGAUACAUUGAAGAAAAUAUGGAAAUCUUGACACGAAUACGCUUUGAAAUUUUGUAGCAUU
This is a messenger RNA of Lactuca virosa, 860 nucleotides long. Lineage: Eukaryota; Viridiplantae; Streptophyta; Magnoliopsida; Asterales; Asteraceae. The record is from the annotation of a GenBank genome assembly.